AUGUCCUUCGAGAGGAUCUCACAUAACAUGAAUCUUAGUAUUCAUAAAAUCAUAAAUGCAAGAUAUAGCGCCCCAAGCAAAGGCAAUGAUGAAUGCAAACCCGUGUUCAAAAAAAGAAGGUGCACUAUUGCACAUGGAAGUGAAAAUAACACAUAUCAGAGGAAUCAUAUAGAUUAUUUAAAUUAUAAUUUUAAUAAUGCAUUUACAAAGCGAAGGAAAUAUUCUUCUCCAUAUGCUUUAUCCUAUAAGCAUAAAAAAUUUACACCACUUAAAAGUAGAACGCAACUUCGAAACAGUGUAGAUGAAACCAUUAAAAAGAGCGUUGCUUUAAGAUCGAUUGUAAAUAAAACUAUUAAAAAAAAAAGAUCCGAAAUUUAUGAACAUGAUGAAAAAAAUUAUUUAAAUAUGCAUAAGACGUAUUAUCUUAACAAACCUCAAGGUACAGACACCCUUGACGAGUUAGUCGAAGCGAACCAAUUGCAUAACCAACAUCAAAACCUCAAUGAAACAUAUAUCAUGAGUAACACAAUGCAAAGCGAAAAUUAUAAUGGAGAUGGAAAAAAAAAGGAAUCAUCCUGCUUGAAGAAAAAUGAAGAAGGAAAAAAUGCUUUCAGAGAUACACUUCCAUUAUAUGUAAAUUCUGAGUCAACAAUUUCAAGCUUCAAUUUAGAACGUGAAUUGGAUAAUAAAAUGUACACAGCAGGUAUUGCUCAAGCCGGAAAUACAGCAUCAGGUGCACUACGUACGCAUCUCGAGUCGGAUAUGUUAAAAAAUACAUACAUGCAUAAAUCGAACAGCAGCACGAUAGAUGAAGAGACGACACACCACGACCACCAUCAGCAUCACGCAUUGUAUUACAAAGAUCACCACGGACCUCGUUAUUACGACCCAUCUUCUAUUCAUCACACAGGAAAAAAUGAUUAUGAAUCAAAAAAAGAAAUCAGUAGCCAUCCUCUUAAAAGAAGACACAGCACUCAGUUUUCGAAGGAAUAUGAAAAGCACAAUUAUUCCGACUCGUAUUUUUUCAAUAAAAAAUUUAAAGAGGAAGAUAAAAAUCAAAAAGGCAGUACGCGUAGACAUAGUGAUGCCAUUAGAUGUAAGCCAUUAAAUGGACCUUAUUACAGUAGUGUUGUUACAAAUAAGUUAAAUGCAUAUUCUCAUAAAAACCAAUCACUCCUGUGUGAUUAUAACACUCCAGGUUUGGAAGAAUCACACAAUACAGACAUGAAUGAAUCCCUUUCAGAAAAGGAUUCUGUCAAUCCUCUUUUUCACACAUGUUUUUUAAAAAAUUCAGAAGAAUUUGAGAAUGGCGAUAUAAAGCGUAAAGAUAAAAUCGAACCGCUGAACCCAGAGGAAGAAGACGAUUCUGUCCUGAAGAACGACGCAGAGUAUCUAUUCAGCAAAGGAUUUUUUAAAGACAUAUAUUCAAACAUACAAAGAAAGGGAGAACUGAAUUUUAUAGACGAACUGUUAGAAGCAGAUGAUGAAUACUACAUUAGCAAAAGUAAAUUAAAUAAAAUAAUUGAAAAUGCAAAAAACAAGGAAAUGAAAUAUCAUUACAUUGAUAGAAUGUUUUUGUAUAGACAUGCAAAAAAUGUAAUAGAUGAUGCAGAUUAUGAAACUUACAAGAGUAAAUGCAGAGCUCAGUAUAAAUACUUAGAUGUCCCUUAUCCAAAUUUAGCUGAAAUUAUGAAUCUAAAAUCUGUUGGUGUUUUUGAUGAAAUUGAUGAUACAGAUGAAUUCUACCAUGCCGAAGUGAAGCUACUUGAAAGGUAUUAUUACAAAUCCAGUAAACAGCAAGAAGCAGAGGGGCUACAAAACCAUGACAGAGAGCAGAUGCAGCAUCCGCAACAACAGAAGGAAAAGAAGAAGAAUAAGACGAAUAAGGAGAAGGAAGAGUCAAACAUAACGAAAAAGAGAAAGGAAGAAAUAGACGAGGGAGAAAUUGACGAGAAAGAAAAAGGCAUAGAAGAAAUAGACGAGAAAAAAAACAGAAUGGACAAAGGAGGAAAAUCAAUCGUAGAGGAAAGAAAACAAAAGGAUGAAACAAUAAAUGGCAUAGAAGAAUGUGGCGAGGAAAAACAGAAACAAGAUAAACGCAAUAGUGAUGACAUACCGACAGAUAAUGAGAUGAGAAUCGAAAACAGAUUAAUCUUAUCAAAGAGAAACAUACCCUUUAAUGAAAGAAAUUUUAAUGAAUAUUUAUCUGACUCUGAAAAGAGGGAUAAAUUAAUCUUCCUCAUGAAUAAAAUAAAGAGAGAAAAGGAAUCCUUUUUCGAACAAAUUUUAGAUGCACCAGAUUUUUCAAAAAUAUUAGAACCUGUUUUUUCGCUAAAUGAAAGUUUUCUUCUAUCACAUCAGUUAUUUAAUGUUCAAUAUGCAGCACAGUUAGGACCUGUCGUGUAUCUUAUAAAAACGGAAGAUGAAAAUUAUGUGUAUAGAGCAAUUGAAGUUAGUAGACUAUUUGAGGAAAAGGUCAAAUCUAUUCUUGACAAUCAAAAAGCAAAUGCAAAUUCUAAGGAUAGGAACGAUUGUUAUGACGAGUUCUCGAAUGAAAAAUUUCCAUUCCUACAUGAGCUAGAUGUAAAAUAUUACCUACGCAUACCCAUGAGCACGGGAUGGAACCACUUUGGUUAUUUGAAAAAUCAAAAUAAUGUUCUCUUUUUCAGAAGACGAAAGAACACUUAA
Molecule: messenger RNA, 2688 nt
Organism: Plasmodium gonderi
Lineage: Eukaryota; Apicomplexa; Aconoidasida; Haemosporida; Plasmodiidae
Exons: 2
Coding region: 1-2688 (895 amino acids)
Molecular function (GO): cyclin-dependent protein serine/threonine kinase regulator activity
Source: RefSeq, a predicted model, not a curated record